Molecule: messenger RNA, 2713 nt
Organism: Mya arenaria
Lineage: Eukaryota; Metazoa; Mollusca; Bivalvia; Myida; Myidae
Product: high-affinity choline transporter 1-like
Exons: 11
Coding region: 153-1775 (540 amino acids)
Biological process (GO): choline transport; transmembrane transport; acetylcholine biosynthetic process
Cellular component (GO): plasma membrane
Molecular function (GO): choline:sodium symporter activity
Source: RefSeq, a predicted model, not a curated record
ACAUGCUUGUAAUCGGUAUUUUUUUGGAGUUUUGAUCAAUCAAAGGCAGCAGUUACGUUGGCAGGACCCACCCUAUGGCUACCCCCCGCGGAAAUAAAACGUUCGAUUUGGAUAAAUACGCGUCUUAUUCAACGAGUUUUUAACGUGAAGAAAUGGAGGUAAAUGUAGCAGGCUUGGUGGUGCUGAUAUGUUUCUAUUUGGUGAUCUUCGUGGUCGGUGUUCUGGCUGCACGAAGGAUAGGACACACUGGUCAACCAAGUCUAGAAUCAUCAAUUGUGGCUGAUAGGAACAUUCCAACAGUGGUCGGCAUCUUUACCAUGACUGCCACUACAGUGGGAGGGGGCUACAUCAAUGGAACGGCAGAGUCUGUGGCCACCUAUGGUCUGGUGUGGACACUGGCACCUCUGGGCAUCUUCAUUGGUCUUAUCACAGGUGGCGUUGUGUAUGCGGGGCCAAUGCGAGACAAGCGCUACAUGACAAUGCUUGAUCCGUUUUAUGAGAGGUUUGGUCAUGUGGUCGUCUUUCUCAUCUAUCUUGCAUCACUCUGGGGAGACCUUUUCUGGACUGCUUCCAUUCUCAAUGCAUUAGGAACCACUUUAAGCGUUAUCAUCAACAUAGACUUGACUGUUGCCAUAGUUACAUCAGCGGGGGUGACAGUGGCCUACACAAUGGUUGGACAGAUGAUCAGUGUGGCCUACACAGACAUUGUACAGCUCUUCUUUAUUGUUCUAGGGCUGAUGCUGUGUGUGCCGUUUGUACUGACCAAUGAGCAUGUGGGCAAUCUGGAGAUGACCUCUGCCUCAUGGCUUGGACAACUGACCCCUGGCAGUAUCUCACCUUGGAUUGACCUCCUUAUUGCCAUGACAUUUGGUACGAUCCCCUGGCAGGCAUAUUUCCAGCGUGUGUUGUCUGUACAAACAAGCAGACAAGCCCAGGUUCUCUCCGUGACAGGCGGAUGUGCGGCCCUGAUACUUGUGAUUCCCUCUGUUAUCAUUGGUGCCGCCAGCACAACCGCAGACUGGAAUGUAACAAGGCUUGGAGUGUCUCCCCUGGCCAUCAACAAGUCCAGCAUGGUUCUACCAUAUGUCCUGUAUGAGUUUACCCCACCCACUGUCUCCAUCAUAGGUCUGGCAGCAAUAUCUGCGGCAGUGAUGUCAUCCAUGGACAGUUCAAUAUUGGGAUCCAGCUCCAUGUUCACUUACAACAUAUAUAAAAAUAUACUGCGCUCAAAGGCUUCAGACAAGGAGCUUCUCUGGGUACAGCGCUUGGCCAUCCUGGCUCUGGGAGUCAUAGCAACUCUCAUCUCUCUCUACGUUCCCGUCAUUUACGGACUGUUUAUCCUCGCUGCCGACGUCGUGUUCGUAAUUCUACUGCCUCAACUCACGUGCGCUCUGUUUUUUAAAGUGUCCAACGCCUAUGGGGCGGUGUGCGGAUAUCUUGUGGGCAUUAUUUUAAGGUUUGGUGCUGGUGAACCAUACCUGAAUCUCAAUCCAUUUAUUUUUUACCCAUGGUUUAGUGAAACUGACGGUCAAAUAUUUCCAUUCCGAACGUUCGCCAUGUUGUGUUCAUUUGUGACUAUACUAGUGAUAUCAUUUUUUGCAAAUUUAUUAUUUAGGAAAGAACUAUUGCCAAAGUAUUUGGAUAUACUAGGAAUCUCGGACAGGGAGGGUUAUCAUUACUCCCCAACACCGCCUGCAAGUGAUGCGAGUGAAUUAUCAGCUAGUCAAAGUGAUAAAGACCGUUCUAAUGUCACCACAAACUCUACAGCAAUGUGAUGUACAUUCCAAAAUCUUUAUGCGAAAGUAUGUUGAAACCUUUGAUCAUUCAAAUCUAAUGAUGUAUUUUACCUUUGUUAUGACAUUUUUUGUUGAUUUGUUUUCUGAAUUCUCUAACAAACAGAUGGGGUAUUGUGAUAGCCUUGGUAUUCCUGGCCUCAAACAAGAACUUUUACCUUGGCCACAACUCGAAAACCAUUGAAGAUAUUCAAAAAAACAACUUUAUAUAAGCUUACACAACUGCCAAUUGUUAUACAUAUCUCAGAUAUAGGCAUUAAAUGUACUUUUAUUAUACUUAUACAUGUUUCAGGAACUCAUACUUUUUAUGCUGACAUCAUGUUUGAAUCUCUGAAAGACUGGUCAUUGUCUUUGACAAGAAGCUGUUGUGUAUAUUUGGGGCCAAUUUCAUGAAUGAUUGUAGAUGUAUAGUGCACCAAGUCCAGUAUAAAAGAUGAAAACAUUUGUAGCUAGUUGGUCAUGGUCAAUAGCUGCCCCUAUUGAAUUUGGAGUCAGUAAGCAAAAGGUCAUUGUUACCUCUACCAGAAAAAUGAUGUACACUUAAGACAGGUAACUCAUGCAUUUUAUUAUUUAUUUGAAGAAGUGCUAAUUUGUUAAUAUGAUCGUGGGUUCAUAUUUAUAAUCUUGGAAAUAUUUCAAGUAUAUGUACGAAAUAAAUUACAAAAAUGCAUACUGGUACAUCUUUUUAUAUAAAAUGCAAAAGACAUCUCUUUAAAUGAGAAUGUUCUCAUACAGCAUGUUUUUAUCUUGAUUGUGUAAGUAAUUAAGUAAAAAGUAACUUUGAAAGCAGUGUUCUUUCUAUUGCUUUUCUUGAAGGAACAAUUUUGAGCAAUUGUAAUUUUAUGUUACUAUUUUGUUUUGUUUACAUAUUAUAUUAAUAAUUAAUGUGAAAUUCCAUGCUAAAAAUGUCAUGUCUAGAA